Messenger RNA from Benincasa hispida (wax gourd), 768 nucleotides. RefSeq lists its product as uncharacterized. NCBI's taxonomy places the organism in Eukaryota, Viridiplantae, Streptophyta, Magnoliopsida, Cucurbitales, Cucurbitaceae. The record is from RefSeq and is a predicted model, not a curated record.
CAUGUAACAACUUGAAACUUUGAAAACAAUGAACAAAAGAAAUUAUUUUAACCUAAUAAGUAAAGCUGCAAAAGAAUAUUUUGGAGGCAGCCAUGAGGAUGAAAUCAUGGAGCAAAGAGAAGGAAUAAGAAGUUCAAAAAGCAUUUAAAAAUCCAGCUGUCCAUUUGAAUGGCUGUCUCUGUCUGAAAAAGUGACCGUUGAAGCUUCAACGUUAAGCUGACCGUUGGAUGGAAUUUCGAGGAUAUAUAUCAAACAUAAAGCCUUCAAACAUACACAAAAAAAAUACCUUCAAGAAUAAGCCUAGUUCCUUCGUCUUCUCCUUUAUUCUGUAUAUAAUCUCAUCUCACACACUUUCUUCAUUCCAUUCAACUUUAUCUCUUUCUUUGCUUGUGAUCAGAUAUGGGUUUGGUGGUGGUGAUUUCUCUGCCAUUGAUUUUCUUCUGCUUGUUGCUCGGUUUCGGGUGUUACUUUCUAGGCCGAGCGAAAGGGAGACAAGACAUACGGACUAAUGCGCAGAUAUUCGGUGUGCCCACGCCACCCCCUGGUAGCGGUGCAGCUCAUUCACCAUCUUCACAGCAGCCGGUUUUCAAACCUGAUAAUUCCACCAAUGUUUGAUUAGUAAUCAGAUCUAAGUUCAAUUCUUCACUGUACUGUUUGUUUACCUACUGCAAAAGCCGAAUUGGCUCACAUGGUUCUUUUUUCUGUGUGUAAAUUCUGUACUAUUCAGUUUAAACUUCAAUACUCUAUGGAUGAAUCGUUUUCCAGUUA